Messenger RNA from Cylas formicarius (sweet potato weevil), 703 nucleotides. It is a transcript of the gene Cpap1-f, whose product is annotated as U-scoloptoxin(01)-Cw1a-like. Lineage: Eukaryota; Metazoa; Arthropoda; Insecta; Coleoptera; Brentidae. The record is from RefSeq and is a predicted model, not a curated record. The coding region runs from base 178 to 567 and encodes 129 amino acids. Gene Ontology annotation, cellular component: extracellular region. The transcript has 3 exons. Gene Ontology annotation, molecular function: chitin binding.
GAAAAACGGAAAAAUCCCGCGUUCGUCGGUGCCUGUCCAGACGAUUACGGUGGACAUCUUACUUAAUAUCGCGGGGUAUAAAAAAGCGGGCGUCAAGAAUUCCCAUCCAUUGUUUGCGGAUACUUUGUGUUUCGUUAUUAGCGGCGCGGUAAGAAAAUUAUUGUCGAAGAGACGAAGAUGCGUUUCAUUAAAAUUGCUUGGUUCGUUACGUGUUGGGGAUGUUCUCUGCCCUUUGCCCUUUGCCUUCUCGACAGUUACGUACCGGGUCAGGACUAUCCUGUAUACAGUGAAAUUCCUCAAGGACUAUCGUUUCGAUGCGACCAGAAACUGCCUGGGUACUACAGCGAUCCCGAAGCCCAAUGUCAGGUGUGGCAUUGGUGUUUGCCAAAUGGACAAAAAUUUAGCUUUUUGUGCCCGAACGGUACCAUAUUCAACCAGUUUGCGAGGGUGUGCGAUUGGUUUUUCAACGUGGACUGCCCCUCUACCCCUAAUUACUAUGGGAUUAAUAGCGACCUCUACAGAGUUCCCCCUUUUAAUCAAGACUACAGCUCUGAAAAAGGCUUCUAAACGCGUUUUGCUUUGGGCAUAUUAGUUUUAUUUUCAUUUAAUGCGGAAUGUGUGGUGAUGUGUGUAAUAUAGUUUCAAAAAUGUGGAAAUUUUAUGUAUUAAAAUAAUUGAAUCUUGAUUUGUUUUUUUGGCAACU